AUGCCGCCCCCUUCACGUUUCCUCCCGCGAGGGGCCAUCAAACGACUCGCAGGCCCCUGCCCCUUCUCAACCGUCCAGUCCCUCCCCGCACGAACAACAGGAUUCCAUCCCUUCUCUCUCUCAACCACCAAACCCCCACAGACUCAGUCCUUCCACCUAUGCGCCACCAAGUUCAAGCCCCGAAUAAACGCCACCCCCCUCCGUAGAAAUGGCAUCAAUCCGAUACUCCAAUGGCGCAAACCACGCAGCCUAAAUUCUUCUUCUUCUUCUUCUUCUUCUUCUUCCUCCUCCUCUUCAGAAAAACUCGGCUUCUCCCAACGCAUGAAAAAGCUCUCCCGCGAAUAUGGCUGGUCCUCCCUGGGCGUCUACCUAGCCCUUUCGGUGCUGGAUUUCCCCUUCUGCUUUGCUGCCGUGCGGCUGCUGGGCGUUGAACGGAUUGGACAUUACGAGCAUGUAAUUGCAGAAGUGGUCAAAGGCGUCUUUGCCCCUAUCUGGCGGGCUGUUGCGAAGCCGGAUGCCAGCGGUGGUAGUGAUAGCGAAGCGGCAGAUGGUGGAGGGUGGGGUGAUAUGACCAUUGCGAUGGGCGGUGCAGGCGGUACAGGCGGUACAGGCGGCACAGGGGAAUGGGAUGGGCAUGCAAGAGCCGCGGAGGCUGAGGGCCAGAAUGCGGGGACGGGGACAGGGACGGGGACAGAGGCGGGAGCUAGUUUAUGGACGCAACUUGCCCUAGCCUAUGCCGUUCACAAGAGCCUGAUUUUUAUCCGAGUCCCCAUCACGGCCGCAGUGACACCCAAAGUCGUCAAGGUGCUGCGACGGUGGGGCUGGGAUAUUGGAAAGCGGAGGCCGAAAAGCAGUUAA
This is a messenger RNA of Paracoccidioides brasiliensis Pb18, 858 nucleotides long. RefSeq lists its product as uncharacterized. Gene Ontology annotation, cellular component: mitochondrion. The coding region runs from base 1 to 858 and encodes 285 amino acids. The record is from RefSeq and is a predicted model, not a curated record. The transcript has 2 exons.